This is a messenger RNA of Peronospora matthiolae, 897 nucleotides long. The record is from the annotation of a GenBank genome assembly. Lineage: Eukaryota; Oomycota; Peronosporomycetes; Peronosporales; Peronosporaceae.
AUGUUACCAGCAGCUGGAGCCAACCUUUAUCUCUGUCGCGCUCUUUUGGCGGGAGCUUCCUCGGACGAAGAAAUUACACGCGUCAAAGGAGUUUUUACUGCAGCAUAUCGAAUUGAAUGCUCGGCGCGCUCACCUUUUGUCGAGUUUGUGUUCAUGUAUCCGGAAGCUCAUGUGGAAUGGUCCAACGCAGCCUUUGGUAUCAAAAAAGGGAACUUCCAGCUCCAGGCAACCAAAGCAAUUGAUACGGGCUGCAAACCUACUGGUUACGACAGGCAUUCCCAUGCACUCUUCUAUAGUUUCCACGUGCUCAGCAUGAGCUCCGCAGAUCCCGCGAUGAUUCGGACUGCGAUGACGGCUACUAUUCCGGCACCAAUAGUAUCGAUCGAGUCCGUUGAACCCGAGAGUGCAUCCGAGUUCGGCAUUAACAAGUGGGCGGUCACCUUUGCGAAUACUAUAUGUCCUGAAGGGCUCAAGCGGAAACGCACGCUAGAAGUGACCACCAAUGAUUCUGUUCUUGAGAUGGGCGUUCAUCACCCGCGGACCGGCUAUCGCAUCCCGUGCAGGGCUUGUCUGAGUACCAGACAUAACUUUAACGACUGCAAGUCCUCCAACCCAGCCCCAUCCGCAGCGUCCUUCACCGAAAAUGUGACAGUCGCUCCAACAUUCCCUCCAGAGUUGCUCGUCGCCCCAAACGUAGAUGACCAAAGGUUGAUCCUUUUCAUGUACAACUCGCACCAGAGGUGCAUCACCGCCAACAGACCCAAAAGGCGGCUACUGUUCGUGCUGAGACUCGAAGACCAGCCAAGGCAGUCGCCAAAGCAGCUGUUCAAGCUGCUCGCCUCCGCAACACCGAAGUUCAACGAACACGCGCAGCUGCUGGAAAACAACGGAAAAUAG